This is a messenger RNA of Xenopus laevis (African clawed frog), 2137 nucleotides long. RefSeq names its product leucine-rich repeat-containing protein 70 (gene lrrc70.L). The record is from RefSeq and is a predicted model, not a curated record. The coding region runs from base 185 to 2029 and encodes 614 amino acids. NCBI's taxonomy places the organism in Eukaryota, Metazoa, Chordata, Amphibia, Anura, Pipidae. The transcript is spliced from 2 exons.
AGUCACAGGGAACAAAUGGGAAGCGAAGUAUUUCCUGUCCAAAUAGUACAAUCUAAAUAUCCCCUGCGUUCCUCUUUUAACAUUCUUCUGGUUAGUAAGAUCUGCUUUAUUUUUACUCUCAAAUGUCAAGCAGAAAAAACAAGAUAUUUGCUAAAAUGAGCGUCACUCUUGGGCCACAACAAAAAUGACAAGCAUGUAUGAGGGGGUGCGUGGUGGACCCCAAAGUUUCGCCCGCCUGCAAGUUUUCCUACAUGGCUAUAUUCUUCUGCUACAUCUGCACAAUCGCAUGCAGUGCUGCCCUACAGCUUGCCAUGUCUGCACAGGAAGGCAAGCCAAUUGCCGUGGCUCGGGUCUAAGCCACGUACCGAGGAACUUCCCUAAAACCACAACUCUGAUCUAUUUGAGCGGAAACAAUAUUACCCACAUAAGUGCCGGCGACUUUACUGAACUCCACAAACUCGCUGUACUGUAUCUAGAUAAUUCCAGUGUUUCCUAUAUACAGCCCAGAGCGUUUGGUCAAUUGAAAAAGCUGUAUUAUUUGUAUCUAAAUGAUAACUUUAUACAGCUGUUAGAUCCAGGAGCAUUGGAUGGUCUUUCAAACCUUAACUAUUUAUACCUGCAGAGUAAUCAAAUUGCAUUUAUCCCACAAGGUUUCUUUAGCCACCUUAGAGUGCUUCGAUAUUUAAUGCUCAACAAAAACCAGCUUGGUGUACUGAUCAGUGACGUAUUCGCUGGAAUGAUCAGCCUUCGCACCCUAAAUCUAGCUAACAAUAACAUCUCCCACAUAUCACAGUCUGCAUUCCGCUACCUUGAAAACCUGGAACACCUUUACCUGGAAGGAAACUCUUUAACACAGGCGCCAUCACUUGCGCUGAGACACCUAAAAAAUCUCAAAAGGCUUUCGCUAUCCGAUAACCCUCUAGGAUCUAUACAUAAUUUUGCCUUCCAAGGACUGGACUCUCUGCAGUAUUUGUUUUUGGAAAAUGCCAAUAUAGAUGUCAUUAUGGAGAAAUCUUUCUAUGGUCUAAAUAAUGUCAAGCAACUUAUUUUAAGUAGUAAUAAAAUAAGCACCCUCGAAGCCAAGAUGUUCAACUACCUGAAUCAUUUGAUGUACCUUCAGUUGGAUAAAAACAGCAUUGCUACAAUUUCUGAUAAUACAUUUGAAGAGCUGGUCUCUUUAAAAGUUCUUAAUUUGGCCUUUAACAACCUGACAUUCCUUCAGCCCAAAGUCCUUCAGCCUUUGAUUUCACUGACACAUUUUCAGGCAACGUAUAACCCAUGGGACUGUGGGUGCCCUUUAUUAGAAAUCCGGAAUUUUCUUGUGUCCUCUUCAUUUUCAUUUAGCAUUCAUUGUCAGAAUCCCCCACAACUGCAGGGGCGGCCAUUGCAUAAUGUGAAACGGUCUGAAUUUGACAGUUGCCCUACCACAAACGCACUGCUCCAAACAAGUCUCAAUGCUGAGUUUUCUACUGCGGCAAUGUUGUUGGACUACAUGGAAAGCUCUGCACACAACACAUUUCCCAAUAUCAGUUCUGAAAGCGUCGAUGACAUUCUAAUACAAACGAACUUUUCAUAUAAUGGAUCAACAAGGGAUGAUGAAUCUGUAACAACAACCAUCCUUCCUCAUUUGACUUUGGCCCCAUUAAAUCUGACCAAUGAAGGUGAGAAUCUGAUACCAACAGACGUAAUAGUCAAUAUUUCCUUGAUCCCUUCCACACUAUGUCCCCAGCAGCUCAGCAGCCUGAGCCAGUCUUUUCAUGUUCUUCUUUCGUUUUUCAUCUUGUCGUGUGCAGUCAUCAUUUUGCUUAUUUUUAUUGUCAUUCAUUUAAAGAAAAAACAUGCACCACCUGAACAUCUAGAAGAUAAUGCAUUGGAAUAUUACAGUUGCUAUCAGUCUGGAAGAUACCAACUUACUGACCCUGUAAGGAUCGUCCCACAAAGCCCAGAUAUUGACAUGCUCAGGCCACUUAAGUCAUCCACCCCAGAUCAUCAGACGCAAGUCAUUUUGUUUGAACAUUCAGCUCUCUAAAUGCAUUUACGCAGGUCCAACACCUUUCUUUAUGGAGUGCCCAUACUUUUCUAAUGCGAGGUCUACUUUUAGUGAUGUUGUCCCAUUAUGAUCUACAUCUAUAAAAGC